CUGCAAUGUCUACCACUCAGCUCCGAGAUCACAGAGAACGCCAAUAACCAAAUAAUGACUCGAUUCGAAGACCAAAUAGCAGACACCGUGCUGGAAACUUUCGACGCUCUUCCAGCAAAGCGCAAACCCCGUCAACGCGAGGAUGGAUCGCGAGAAUGGGUCCCUCUAUCAGGCAUUGUGCUUUCUAAAGGUAGCAAUGAAUUAGCAUGCGUGUCACUAGGGACAGGCAUGAAAUGUCUUCCACGAUCGAAAAUCCCACAGGCCAAUGGCAUGGUACUACAUGACUGUCACGCUGAGAUACUGGCCAUCCGCUCAUUCAACAGAUUUCUCAUACAAGAGUGCCACGACCUAGUUCUCGCCGGAGAGCAGAGCUCCCGGUUCGUCCGACGACGUAGACAGAGCGAGAUUUCUACGACUUCAUUUCAGCCAUUUGCCAUGAACAACGACAUUCGUAUCCACAUGUUUAGCUCCGAAGCGCCGUGCGGAGACGCCAGCAUGGAAUUGACCAUGUCCGCGCAGGAAGACCCAACACCAUGGGCUGUACCGCCACCAGCAACAAUACCAACCGAUGCGUCACUGGAUCAAACCUUGUCUUCAUCAGCGCAAGCACUUCCCGGGAGAGCAUACUUUUCGCAACUCGGCGUCGUGCGUCGAAAACCAUCGCGCCCUGAUGCGCCGCCAACGCUUUCAAAAUCAUGUAGCGACAAGAUGGCACAUAUGCAAUCAACCUCUCUCCUCUCGUCUGUCGCAUCCCUCCUUAUCCACCCUUCUUCUGCAUAUCUCUCAACUCUCGUCCUUCCUGAAUCACAGUAUUCCGCCACCGCAUGCACGCGAGCCUUUAGCCCCAGCGGGAGGCUUAAAGCUCUUGCGGGACGUCAGUGGGAAGGCGGCUAUGCAUUUCAGCCAUUCGACGUCCGGACCGCGACGCGGGAUUUCAUUUGGUCGCGGAGGAAUCCUGCCAGUGUUACCGCUUCUUCAAUAGCGCCUGUGACUCCAGCAAUCGGGGACGGGCGCAGCAGCAGCAGCAGCAGCAUCGAAAGUACCGGCCCAAAAUACAUUGCAAGUAAUCUUUCUGCAGUACAUACUUCUACUCCGCGCGAUCAACCACCAAGUAAACAACUGCAGGAGACCCUCAUCAAUGGCGUCUUGCAAGGCCGCAAGAUCUUUGACCCGCGCGGCGCCAGCAUUCUGUGCCGCAAGCGGAUGUGGCGCGCUGUCGUGGACGUGUUGGCCCUUGCAACAGCCGCAGCAGCAGGAGCGGGGACAACGGGCGCCAUAUCCUCGUCACAUCCGUCAGGCCCAAGUUCAAACUUUGACCAAGCUCAAUAUGAAACAUACGAGACACUCAAAUCGAGAAAUCCGCUCCUUGAAAGUCGACGGAAAGUCAAGGCAGACGUACGCAGCGCAUCGGGCCUACCGGAGUGGGUGCGUAAUGACGGGGAUGAAGAUUUUAGAUUAGAUUAAUGUUGAGAGAUUAAUUGUACAUCAAGGAUAAACACAAAUGGUUUUUCUUGGUUUGACAUGGACAUAUUGUCCCAAUUGUAUUUUUAUAUAGAGUCCUAGUUCCUUUCCGGGCCAAAAUGCUCGUCGAGAUAUCCAAGGUAGAUACAUGCAAAGCUUAAAUAGGAGGGAGUGAACAAUUCGACGACAUGUAUG
This is a messenger RNA of Xylona heveae TC161, 1656 nucleotides long. RefSeq lists its product as hypothetical. The transcript is spliced from 4 exons. Lineage: Eukaryota; Fungi; Ascomycota; Xylonomycetes; Xylonales; Xylonaceae. Gene Ontology annotation, molecular function: tRNA-specific adenosine-37 deaminase activity; RNA binding. Gene Ontology annotation, biological process: tRNA wobble adenosine to inosine editing. The record is from RefSeq and is a predicted model, not a curated record. Bases 55 to 1464 code for a protein of 469 amino acids.